ACUUCGGACCAGUACUACGCUUAGUUACCUGAGCUGUAUCAGCAGGGGUGGCCAACCAAUCCAGUUUUCCAGUUUUUACUACCACCACUGUUCAUGCAGAUGUCGGAUUACGAUUAUUUCGGUCACUCCCACUGGAACGACUUCUAUCAGCUACCCAUCGAGGACGGUUUCAUCAUCGACACGUAUUGGAUUGACUACUUGUGGAGAAUCCUCCAUUUCGAAAAUCCUUAUUCGUAUCAUGCUGCCGAGAAGUUUGCAUCCACAGCCAUCGAGUUGAUUGACCUUGUCUGGUCGCCCUCUUGUUGGGAUAUUCUCAUCUGGCCUUUCACCCGCCUGUAUAUCACGAGAGUUCUGUGCACUGUCGACACUAUGCUUGACUCCAAACAACAUCUCAACGAUACCUGUUAUGGGAUCAUUGGCGAUAUCUGUAGAGAAAUCGAUUCUGGUACUGGCGUUUUCAGCGCUAGUCCUCGGAAGCGAUGCAAAGCAGCUGAUUUUAUCAUUGGACGUGAGACGCAGAGGCUAGAGAGCGUGAUGCAUAAGCAGCUCAAGGUUAACGAGAACAUAAGUCUUCUACCCGACGGGCCUGUGUGACAUUUACACUUAUCUCUACGUAUGCUGUGCGGGGUUGUGCUUGACACUUACCCUUUUGGUGCCCGUUGCUCCGUUUUUCUUUUCCGUCUCUGAGGAGUUACCAAUUCGUGUUCUUUGUUUAGUCUAUCUCUUAGGCUUUCUGGCAUAUCAGGGAACUCAAGCAAAUGCAUACUUGUCCGACAUUG
Molecule: messenger RNA, 779 nt
Organism: Desarmillaria tabescens
Lineage: Eukaryota; Fungi; Basidiomycota; Agaricomycetes; Agaricales; Physalacriaceae
Exons: 3
Coding region: 94-594 (166 amino acids)
Source: RefSeq, a predicted model, not a curated record